GGGGGAUAUCUCCCCUUCAUUAGACUUUGGCCCUUGUAGAUCUCAAAUCCCAUCUAAUAUUUGGGUUCCGUUUAUAGACCCACUUUGAUCUGAAAUUGAGAAAGAACCAAAAGAAUAGUUCCCCAGGUUAAUUCGGUACUGAAUUUGGGCACAAUCGCUAUUAAAAUAACAACCCACCACCUCGCGACCGUUAAAAUGUCACUGCUAAGGUGUAAGCAGCAAUCAACAAGAUGAAAGUUGACCAGCAAUUCUUGGAUGGGCAGGAGGAGGUGUAUCCCCUCCACAAGCUUGACGAUAUCAAAAGUUUUCGCAACAAUGUGAUAUGGAUGAUGCGAUUCAAUGAUGUCCUUGACGCCGAGAAAUUGGCCGAUGCAUUGUCAAGACUGCUGGAGAUUGGAGAUUGGAAGAAACUUGGUGGGCGGUUCAGGUUCAAGGCGGAUGGAAAAUUGCAAGUUGUCUUUCAAAAGUCAUCGGUAACUGGAGAACGGAAUGUUUUCUUCACUCACGACUCUUACGAAAUGCGAAUCCAAGACCACAAGCUGGCCAGUCUUUUACCAAACGCGACAGAUGGGCCGUCCACACAUCUCGUGUCAGAGGACUUUCGACCCUUUAUUGCUCGUCCGAAUCAUCCCACCUUCGUUCAGUCAGUAAAACGAAAUGAACCUCCCAUUGCACUUCAUGUCUCCUCUUUCAAAGAUGCGACACUUGUUGCUCUUUCAUGGCCUCAUGUAUUGAUUGAUGCCUCGGCCGGAAAGGCCCUCCUGUCUGGCUGGUGUUCAGUGUUGGCGGGUCGCGAGCUCGAUGUCCCUGUGGUAACAGGCGCACGAGAAGACAUUCUCCUGCAAGCCGCGACGUCAGAAAAAGCGGAAAAUAUCGAAGAGUUCAAGCUUGAGAAACAUCGUCUGACCGGAGUUAAAUUGCUUUUCUUUUAUUUGCGACGUCUGUGGGACAAGCUCCGGAAUCAACCUCGACAACAGCGAGCGAUUUAUAUACCCGAAGCCGUUCUCAAUAGACUCAAAGCUGAGAUAGGCCAGGAUAUCGAGAAGGAGAAUCAGAGCAGCCAGGAUGUGCCUUUUGCCAGUGAAGGGGACAUGCUGAUCGCAUGGAUAUGUCAAGCAGUCGCAUCUACCAUGCCGAGGCCCAGCCCAAUGGUGAUCAUGAGCUUCCUAGACAUUCGACCUCGGAUUCCUGAGAUACGCAGGUCGACCGGUGUAUUUUUGCAGAACAUGAUCCUUUCGACGUACGCGUUCCUAUCAGCGAAGACCGCCACGGGUCCCAUUGGUGUUGUGGCAGUGAGCCAUCGUCGCCACUUUGCCGAGCAAUCCACCGACAAGCAGACUCUCUGCUUUUUAAAGAGUGUAUAUCGAGAUAUUGACGCGGCUAAAAACCCCAGGCUCUGUUUCGGCGAGUCGAAUGCAGUGCCAAUUCUGAUAAACAACGUGAGUAAGGCGGAAUUGAUCAAACUCGUCGACUUUGGUCCUGCGGUCUUGCAUCAAGGCGAGAGCUCCGAGACACGGAGGAAUCCAGUGGGAACCAUGGUCGCUUACUGGAACGAGGGUCUCGACCGGGGCUGGCGCGAUUUCAAUGUUUGCUGGAUGCAAGGAAGAGACCAUCAAGGGGAUUUCUGGAUGAUGGCAAAUUUUUUACCUCAGGCAUGGGCAAAAUUGGAGGGCGAUUUACGCCGAUUAUAUGAGCAAGAUGUCUUGGGAAAGUGAGAAAUAAUCUAUUCUCCUCACUUGAUCGUGUUCUUUUACUUGCUCAAGCCUUGGGUUGUUGUCAAAUUUGCCAAUUUUUCCAUUUUUAGAUAAGUAUUUGGUCACAAUUUUUCUGCUGAUUGAAGAUAUCCAAGGACCUUUUCCACGAGGAACUGCCGUGGCUUAGCCUGGUCAUCGUUGCUCAAUGCAUGAGAUGCACCAGGGAUAAUAGCACUGUGCUCCUGAUCCCAGAUUUGGUAUUUGCCAUCAUGAUCCGUGAUGCCCUUCCACUUCGAUAGCAACUUCUCCUUAUCAAUCCAUUCCGGAACAGCUUGAUCCGCACCCGAAAACAAAACCAUCAGUUUGUGCUUGAGCAGGCCCCGCUCAUUAAUCAUACCAAAGGUGGUCUUUAAAUGUUCGUCACUCAAGUCGGAGCUGAACAGAUCAUCCUCGCCAGGUGACUGAGGGCUGUCCGGGCUGAUCAGACUCAAGAGCCUGCGACAGCUGAUUGCGGUAUUCGCCGGAUAGAUAUGAGAAGUCAUCCACAGGGGGAGCAUCGUAUCAUGAGGUUCACCCUUGGCGACAGACUCCUUCGCCAUUGCAACCAUCUUCUCAUACACUGGCCGAAUCUCGUCGCCCGUCUUGCCACCGAUUCCUUCGCUCAACACCCAUUGCACUGCCUCUCGAUCAGAUACGGGGGCUUGCAUAAUCGCACCAUCGAGUGGCAUGCGAAGAAUGUGCUCGAGAUCCGGAUCGAACGCUGGGGUGCUGGUGUGAGGGUUGGGCCGAGACAAGUAAUGAAUCACACACUGGCUGCCGGUUGAAUGACCCAUCAGGACGAUCUUGCCGUUGCCAAACUUGGACGUUUUGUAUUCUUUGAUGUAAUUCAAACAUUGCGCGAUCUCAUCCGUGUCGCGGUCGAGGUGCCCGAGACCCCAUGACUGGUAGGAGGAUGUGAGGUUGAGCGUGAAGAGGGACCAUUCUGUGGGCUGCAGUGUGCGGACAAGAUCACUCAUGUAGGAAGUCGUCGCAAGGCCAUCGCCGAGACCUCCAACGAAGAGAACGCUGUGAGGUUGACGAGGGGCUG
Messenger RNA from Penicillium brasilianum, 2781 nucleotides. The record is from the annotation of a GenBank genome assembly. Lineage: Eukaryota; Fungi; Ascomycota; Eurotiomycetes; Eurotiales; Aspergillaceae.